Messenger RNA from Trichomycterus rosablanca, 3849 nucleotides. RefSeq names its product BICD family-like cargo adapter 1. Gene Ontology annotation, biological process: vesicle transport along microtubule; Golgi to secretory granule transport. Lineage: Eukaryota; Metazoa; Chordata; Actinopteri; Siluriformes; Trichomycteridae. The transcript has 10 exons. The record is from RefSeq and is a predicted model, not a curated record. Bases 75 to 1568 code for a protein of 497 amino acids.
AUGUGACAGUUCUCGGGGGAACUUGUAACCCAGUCUAUGUUAACUCAGUGAUCUGGAAGCUUUAUUCGGGGAUAAUGAGUCAGGUGGAGGAGUUUUGUUUUAGAGCUCACAGGAUGGAGCUGGAGGAGGAUUUUUAUCAGUAUGGAGACGGAGCCGAACUGGCACUCGCGGCGCAGCUCGGGAACGCGCUUUUGAUGGAGAACCGGCAGCUGAAGGAGGAGAAGAACACAUUACACCAACAGUACAGUGAUAAAAUCGAGGAGCUGGAGCAGAGCAGACACGAUUUGCGACUAAAGCUGCAGGUAUGCCAGGCUCAGUGGGAGAGCCAGGCAAGCGAGCUGGAGCGGGACGUCCGGGCGUUAAAUGCCCAUGUUGAGCGACUGACGCAGAUCCUGACCGAGACGGAGAGAGAGAAAAGCCGGAGCGAACAGCAGCACAACCAGAUCAUUCAGCAGCUUCGGGAACAGCUCCAGGUGGCCAUGGAGGUGGAGCGAACGGUCACGGCUCAGCUUCAGAGCCUGAAGCAGGACUUUAGUGAGCGGGACAAAUCGAGACCCCAGGACGAGGAACUGCUCAGCGCUCUUAAAGAGCAGGUUGCACGGUUAACCCAGCGGGAGCAGGCUCUGGCACAGCGCCUGGAAGAGGUUUGUGGGGAGAACACAGAACUUAAAGACAGUUUGUCCUCACUGUACGCCCGACUGGCAUGCCAGGAGCAGCAAAGUCACACACAGACACAACAGCUGAUGGAGGCCCGACAGGAGGUGGAGGCAGCAAGAGGUAAAGCUCAGGAGCUCCAGUCCAGAAUGGAAGAACUACAAGAAGAGGUUUCACUCCAGCGCAGCCCAGACUCAUCCCUACUUUCCGAGAUGGACCGCAGCCUGGACAGCAUGAACUGCAGCCAAGACAAGGAGCAGGUCACACAGGCAGUGAACUCCAUCCUGGACAUGCUACUUCCUGUGUCUCCUGGCAUAGCGGCUUCCAACAACCUAGACGAGGGCUUGCUAGGCAUGCUGGGGCGGCUGAAGAGGGUGGCAGAAGAGAUCACGCACAGUCAAUCACUACAGGAACUGAAAGCCAUUGUGGGAGAAGGGAGUGCACAGUGUGAGACGCCGGGCUGGAUACAGGAGCUGCGUGAUCAGAACGAGAAGCUCCUGAAAGAAAACGCUGAACUCAGACGUAAAGCUGACAGCAGGACAGAUGAAGAGGUCGUCCAGAGGGCUAUAAAAGACAGAGACAAUGCCAUUGCAAAGAAAACAGCGAUGGAGGCAGAGCUGGUUCGGAGUAGGAACGACAUGAUGUAUCUGAACAACCAGCUGCUGGAGGCCAUCCAGCGUAAACUGGAGCUUUCUCAGGAACUGGAGGCCUGGCAGGAUGACAUCCAGACAAUCAUCAACCAGCAGCUGAAAGUCCAGACUGAGCAGCAGAUGCAGUCGAAGAAGUCCAACGGAGGGCACGUCCAGUUUUUCCGCAAAUCACGGAAGACAUCAGUUUCACCAUCCUGCAAGCCUGAAAUCAACCAUGUACCCAGGCAUUCUCCCUGGAGAGACUGGCUCAAGCUGGGCAAAUAAAUCACUGCUAGUGAAGCACCGGAAACACUGACACACCAGACCAGGUGGCUCUGGUCAUCAAGCUUCAAUUCAUGAACAGAAACGACCGUAAAGCCAUGUAGGAGGUCACUGUGUUCUUCUGAUUCGAGUUCAACUACAAGACUAUGUCUAUAGACAAUAUUUUCUGCCAUGUGUUUAUAUUUAUAUGAAAGCUCACUACUGACUUGUUGAAACACAAAUAAUCUAGUGAAUGCUCUAAGACAGACAGGUAUUGAGAUGGACAUUUUUCACUGCAAUGAAUUGCAUGAAUGAAAACAUGCAUGAGCAACCAAAAUACCUGCAUCAGCUAUAAGAACAUUCCGGAGUGUUUUUUAAAUUAAAGGUUAAUGUUAAAUAGUUUAGAUGAAACUUCGCAGGAAAAUAACUCAAAUUGAGUUGGCAGUAUUUAAAAUGAUUAAAAAUACACUAGCUACAUUUCUUAGUUUUAUAUGAUGACAGAAGGAAAUGUUGUAAUAUUUAUGUGCCAAGUCUUAUUUUUACUUAAAUGAAAACUGUUGUUUAUCUAUUUUUAACAUUAAAAAUAUAGCAGAGCGAUAGAAGACAACAUGGCUGCAUGAAGUAGCUAUUAACUACUAUCAAUACAGGCCGCUCAGGUGGCGCAGCGGUAAAAACACCCGCAUAUAUGCCUGCCGGCUAAGGCUGAGCAGCCACAUGAACAACGACUGGCCUGUUGUUUAGAUAAGGGCGGGACUAAGCCGGAUGGGGUCUCUCUCCCAUGACUGGUGCAGUUACGACCUCUGCUGGCUGAUUGAUGGCGCCUGCACAGAGAUGAGAAAAGAGUGCUCUCAGAGUGUGUCUCUCCAUACACAACGCUGAGCUGCACUGCACUCGUCAAAGUGCAGGUGAUAAGAUGCAUACGGCAUGCUGCCCACGUGUCGGAGGGGGUGUGGGUUAGCUUCGUUCUCCUCAAUCAGAGCUAGGAUCGGCAUUGGUGGAGAGGAAGCAUGAAGCAAUCGAGCAAUUGGACGUGCUAAAAAGGGAGAAAAAGGGGAGAAAAUGCAUAAACAAAAGUAUUGUUAUACCUAAUAGUAGUUGUAAUUGUGUGUAGGGUAAAGCAAAAUUUAUUUGCCACAUGUCACUAGUAUAAUCGAUCACAAAAUAAAUAAAAAAGACACCCCAACCCUGUUGGGAAAGAAAAAGUAUUUUAGAUGUCAAAGUGUCUUGCUUUGCUUUUCAGCUGACAGUAUCUAGUUUACAUGCAGCCUAAAAAAUGUUAAUGAUAGGACUGAAAGCUCAAUAAAAAUAAUAAAUGUUUACAUAAAAAUCUCAGUCAGGAUAAAGUGCUGAAUUCUGUGUUCGAUUAAAUCAGACGGCUAAGAAUUUAAAUAAUGUAUUAGAUAGAACAAUAGCCAUUUUAACUUUUGUACCUGAUAACAUUCUUAGUUUAAAUGUAUCUAUGCAUUUUGUACACGUGUUUAUAUCUUUAAGCACAGUUAUAUGAGAAGAAUAACUUGUAUUACACACUUUAAAUGAUUAUAAAUAUAUCAAACAGCAGCACUGCUGUGGAUAAGUUUCAGCUUCACAUUGAGUAUUUCUUCAGCACAUGCUAUCCUAUAUUUGAGAGUAAAUUAGCUUGACUAACACAAAAAUUGCAUUAUUUCUUUGAGAUAUGAACAUGAAUCAGUCAGGAAUAUCAACAUUUUCCUCAAAUGUGCUAGUAAUUUAAUUAAAAAGACACUAUAAACUAAACAGAAACUACAUUACUGUUGCUGUUAGCUUUAAUGCUAACUAAACGUAGUUUAUCAUUAAUGCUACCUAAGCUUAGCAAACUAAACAUAACAUUAAACAUUUAAGGUUGAUGAACAAAAAAAUGCUUUGAUUUCUUUGAGAAAUUUACACAAAUAAGUCAGGAAUAUCAACAUUUUCCUCAGAUGUGCUGGUAAUUUACUUAUAAAAAAGACACUGUAUUACAGAAACUAUACUACUGAUGCUGUUAGCAUUAAUGCUAUAAGCUUAGCAAACUAAACAUAAAAUAGUGCAAGUCAAGAGAAUGUAGUAUUAUAAAACGGAUAGUUCUGGUCUUAAAAUCUGAUUGGCUGAGCUGCGUUCGAAGCCGUUGUAAAAUCCCAGAUAAACGCUCACCUAUGACCACCUCACAUCAUUCCAUAUUAAUACGCCACUGAAAAGAAAAAGUGAAUGUUAUGUUUGCCCUCAUGUAGCAACACUGUUAACGGACUACCUUGCGUCGCAGAAGAAUGCUUUAUUGUAAGUUUAUACACAAUAAAUACAUUUAUGAAUUAAA